Molecule: messenger RNA, 537 nt
Organism: Ricinus communis (castor bean)
Lineage: Eukaryota; Viridiplantae; Streptophyta; Magnoliopsida; Malpighiales; Euphorbiaceae
Exons: 2
Coding region: 1-537 (178 amino acids)
Source: RefSeq, a predicted model, not a curated record
AUGGCGGUUCCUAUAUUGCUAGUACUUAAGAAGGAUGGAUCUUGGCGAAUGUGUGUUGAUCGCCAAGCUAUCAACAUAGAUGAAUUGCAUGGAUCUUUUUAUAGUUGCACUUUGCAUGAACAUGUUGAACAUUUGCGACUUGUUUUGGAUAUUUUAAGAGCUGAAAAGCUCUAUGCCAAUCUCAAAAAGUGUAUCUUUUGCAUGGAUAAACUUGACUUUCUUAGUUAUAUUGUUAGUGCUAAGGGGAUUGAGGUUGAUGAGGAAAAAGUGAAAGCCAUCAAGGAAUGGCCGACGCCUGAGGGAGUUGGGGAUGUAAGGAGUUUUCAUUGUUUGGCUAGUUUCUAUAGGAGAUUUGUUAAGGAUUUUAGUACAGUAGCCGCCCCUCCCACUGAAUUUAUCAAACAAAGUGUUUGGUUUAAGUGGGGUGAUGAGCAAGAAAAGGCUUUUCAUUUGAUUAAGGAUAAGUUGUCUUCUGUACCUUUUCUUGCUUUACCUAACCUUACAAAAAGUUUUGAGAUUGAAUGUGAUGCUUCAUGA